Messenger RNA from Coniophora puteana RWD-64-598 SS2, 432 nucleotides. RefSeq names its product clathrin coat assembly protein ap17. Gene Ontology annotation, cellular component: intracellular membrane-bounded organelle; AP-2 adaptor complex. Gene Ontology annotation, biological process: protein transport; clathrin-dependent endocytosis. Lineage: Eukaryota; Fungi; Basidiomycota; Agaricomycetes; Boletales; Coniophoraceae. Gene Ontology annotation, molecular function: clathrin-cargo adaptor activity. The coding region runs from base 1 to 432 and encodes 143 amino acids. The transcript has 6 exons. The record is from RefSeq and is a predicted model, not a curated record.
AUGAUCAGGUUUAUACUCGUCCAGAAUAGGCAGGGCAAGACGCGGCUGUCGAAGUGGUAUGUGCCGUACGAUGACGACGAGAAGGUGCGGAUGCGGGGAGAGGUGCACCGGUUAGUUGCGCCGAGGGAUCAGAAGUAUCAGUCUAACUUUGUCGAGUUCCGGCACCACAAGAUCGUCUAUAGGCGGUACGCUGGCCUGUUCUUCUGCGUGUGCGUCGACGCGAACGACAACGAGCUUGCCUAUCUUGAGGCUAUCCACCUUUUCGUCGAGAUUCUGGACUCCUUCUUUGACAACGUUUGCGAGCUCGACCUCGUAUUCAACUUCUACAAGGUAUACGCGAUUCUGGACGAGAUCUUCCUCGCGGGAGAGAUAGAGGAGACGAGCAAGGAGGUUGUAUUGUCACGGUUGGACGAGCUGGAGAAGUUGGAGUAA